CCAAGUCACUGACGUCAGUAACUGCGCUUCGGGCAUAAGCACUUACGGGCUCUGGACGGAAGCAUGGCAUGCUUACAGCGCUCCCGGGAUAUGCCAUUUUCUAGCCUUAUUUAUGUUAGCUCUUCACCCUAAAAACACCACAGAGCAGCUUACCUGCUUUAGCCAUCUGUACAGAAGGCGAUUUCUCCCGUUUCUAACAAUAGAAAACUUCCCAGUGUUAACAUGUAGCAAAAAGGAGAAACAAGAGAAAAAGAAAAAAAAAAAAAGCCUCUUUGGUCCGCCCUCCCUGGCUGUUGCUACCUUGCAGUUUAUGACAUGCAGAUAGAGGGAGGUCUGGUGAAGUGAACAAGGCAGCCGGAGAGCUGGUCCAUUCCCGUGGAAACCACGAAUCCCUGGGCACAGGCAGCUCUCCCUACUUUCCUGCGGGAUUUCUUUUGUGCGACUUUGAGAGGGGCUCAUGAAUGAUCUCUCAACGUGUGCCUGGCUCAGGCAAGCCGCACAGGGAGGGAGUAACCCAGCUGAGUGGGGGCAGAGCCAGCAAACACAGACCGCGCAGCGCUGGAAGUGGUUCUACUCGUGCAUGCAGUUUUUGAAGUCAGCAAAACAGAAAUCAAAUUACUAUCCUAUUAUGCUGGUCGAUGCUCAAGAAGGGACUCUAUGCUCGCUUAAUUACCAUGAGAGAUGCGGCAAGUCACAGAACAGCAAAGUAUGUCUAACGUGGGGACCCUGAAGACAAAUGAUCACCUCGUUUCUUCCUGAAUCCUCAAAACUCUGCAACCUCUGUUAAAAAAGUUCAUUCUGCUUUUUUGACCUUGCUUUGAAGGGGGAAAAAAAAAAAAUGCAACCAACAAGACUCCCCUAACAUUGUGAAGGAAAGAAACAGAAGAAGCCACUGCAGUUCCUCAACAACCAUUGUGAUCAUGAGGGAAAAAAGGCAACCCAAGGAGCCCAGCAUGUACACCAGCUUCCGUGUGACAGAGCGUGAGGACAGAAAGAUGAAUGGCGGGCUGAGGCUCUGACUUGUUAGUUUUCCUUUACUUCAGCUGCUACAAAUUCCGGCUUAGCAAUGGAUGUUCUUUUUGAAGAAAAUGCUUCCUUGAGCUCCACUACAAACUCCUUAGUGCAAUUACAUGACGACACAAGGCUCUACAAUAAUGACUUUAACAACGGAGAAGCUAACACUUCAGAUGCAUUUAACUGGACAGUGGACUCGGAAAAUCGAACCAACCUUUCCUGUGAGGGCUGCCUCUCACCACCCUGCUUCCCCUUACUUCAUCUCCAGGAAAAAAACUGGUCUGCUUUGUUGACAGCUGUAGUGAUUAUUCUAACCAUUGCUGGAAACAUACUCGUCAUCAUGGCAGUGUCCCUAGAGAAAAAGCUGCAGAACGCCACCAACUAUUUCCUGAUGUCACUUGCCAUAGCUGAUAUGCUGCUGGGUUUCCUUGUCAUGCCCGUGUCCAUGUUAACCAUCCUAUAUGGCUAUCGGUGGCCUCUACCUAGCAAACUCUGUGCUGUCUGGAUCUACCUGGACGUGCUCUUCUCCACGGCCUCCAUCAUGCACCUCUGUGCCAUCUCGCUGGAUCGCUACGUUGCCAUCCAGAAUCCCAUCCAUCACAGCCGAUUCAACUCCAGAACUAAGGCAUUCCUGAAAAUAAUUGCUGUUUGGACCAUAUCAGUGGGGAUAUCUAUGCCAAUACCAGUCUUUGGACUACAGGAUGAUUCCAAGGUCUUUAAGAAAGGGAGCUGCUUACUUGCUGACGACAAUUUCGUCCUGAUCGGCUCUUUUGUGUCAUUCUUCAUUCCCUUAACCAUCAUGGUGAUCACCUACUUUCUAACUAUCAAGUCACUCCAGAAAGAAGCUACUUUGUGUGUAAGUGAUCUUGGCACACGGGCCAAACUAGCUUCUUUCAGCUUCCUCCCUCAGAGUUCCCUGUCUUCAGAAAAACUCUUCCAGCGGUCAAUCCACAGGGAACCAGGGUCCUAUGGCAGAAGGACUAUGCAGUCCAUCAGCAAUGAGCAAAAGGCCUGCAAGGUGCUGGGCAUUGUCUUCUUUCUGUUUGUGGUGAUGUGGUGCCCAUUCUUCAUCACGAACAUAAUGGCCGUCAUCUGCAAAGAGUCUUGCAACGAGGAUAUCAUCGGAGCCCUGCUCAAUGUGUUUGUUUGGAUCGGUUACCUCUCCUCAGCGGUCAACCCACUUGUGUAUACACUGUUCAACAAGACCUACAGGUCGGCCUUUUCACGGUAUAUUCAGUGUCAGUACAAGGAAAAUAAAAAACCAUUGCAGUUAAUUUUAGUGAACACUAUACCGGCCUUGGCCUAUAAAUCUAGUCAACUCCAAAUGGGACAAAAAAAGAAUUCAAAGAAAGAUGCCAAGACCACAGAUAACGACUACAGUAUGGUUGCUCUAGGAAAACAACAUUCAGAAGAUGCUCCUACAGACAAUAUUAACACAGUGAAUGAAAAGGUUAGCUGUGUGUGAUAGACUGGUUGCCAUAGCAACCAUGGAGGGCACACUGGGCAAAUUUUUACCUAUCUGGGGGAAAGAAAAAGACAAAGGGGAGACUGGAAAAAAAAUUAGGCCGAUCUAGUAGAACCAACAAUAUUUAUAUGCCUCAUUUUAUUGUCAAUGAAAAAAAAAAAAAAAGGCAGGGUUAAAAGACACAAAAUGUGCACUUCAAAAAUGUUCUGACAGCAUUUCAGCUGUGAGCUUUACGAUACUUAUUUUUAACAUUGUAAAUGAUAUACAUCUUUAAAAUAAUUAGCUUUUAUUGUAAAAUUAUAAUGAGGCCAUAAAUAAGUCUAAAUUAACUUCUAUUCCAAGUGGAAACCUUGCUCCUACGUUAGUUGAUGGCAUGAGUUGGUUACCUAUUGCUGUAAAUAACAAUAGCUACAAAUAGUGAGAAGUUGGGUGAAUAUAAUAUAAUGACCUCUUAAAGAAAAAUCCUCUUUAAAACUUAUCAUGCUACAUAUUUUGAACAACAAAAAAGACACUAACGAUGGUGUUAUGAAAUCUGUAUUGUUAAGAUAAUUAAAUGAAAUACUUGACAACUUUUUCAUUCCAGCUUUUUCACAGAUGUCGUUUUGAAAUAUUCACAAAGUUGCUGACAUUUGCUGCAUUUCAACUUAAUUCUUCAAAGAAGUGAAAAAGUUUUAAAAUGUUAUUUAAUAACUACUGCUGCUUUCUCUUCUACUAUUUGUGCUUUAUUCUGAAUUUCCAAUGUGGUCUUGUUUAGUGUUUCUACUCAUAGGUAAACUAUCAAAAGGAUAACUUAACAUUACCAAAUACAUUUCUAGAAAUUGCUUCUCCUAAACGACACCAUAGUGGUGUUUGGUAACUCGCUCUUUAAUGACUGCACCGUGCAUGCGCUCCGUUGAGCAGUAAGCAGUAUUGAUGUAACCUGUGUCAAGAUUGAGGAAUAAACUCAGGUUUUUGGCUACUGCCAGCAGUACAGUCUUAGGAGAUCUCUGUAAAAUAAAUACAGGUGACUUUCCCAUUGGCACCCAUCAGGUAAACUGAUGCUUUCUGACCAAUUAAUCUCUAUUAUUUGCCAAAAUUGUUCAGCUUUGGUCUCACGAUCAGCUACUGAGUGUACAUUAUCUGUGAAGAAAUUUCCUGGGUACUGAGGAUACAAAAAUAAUUAAAACAAGAUCCCUGCUUUUAAAGCAAAUGACCUAAUUGGAAGAGUCCUUGUCAAAAAUAUUAAUUAACAGACAUUUUGAGAAUUGGUUCAAACUAUUUCCUUCUACGUAGUUCAGAAAAAGGCUUGUUUUGACCCUGAGGGUAAUUUUCUCAGUAAGUUUCCUGAUUGGUUGUCGAUGAAUAUCAACCAAAUGACCGAGAGGGGAAAUAUUACGUGAGCUCAAAAUUUGUAAUUAGUUUAGAAAUAUACACCUCAACCUGGGCCCAACCUAUGACUACCAAAGUUUGGAGCAAAAAUUUGGUUCACUUCCAUAAAAACUAACUUUUUUAUUACUUACUAACACUGGACUCCAUAAAAAAAAAAAAAAGCAAUAAUAUAAUGCUAUGUAAAAAAGUUUGCUAAAGAGAGAAAGACUAACAGCAGUUAAUUCACCUUGACGUCACUCUAGAUUAAAUUACAUAUCCUUACUAAAAUAGAAGUUAGGUAUGAGAUUACAAUACUGAAGCAUUUCUAUUGAAUGAAAAAUGGUGUUUUGCACUAAGCCAUUUGAAAAAUAUUAUGGAUUUGAAAACUAAAGAAUGUGGGAGAUGCCACUGUGUAAUUUGGAAAUGUAUUAAGGCUAUCCAAUUAUGUCCUUCUAGAUACAUUGAAAGAUAUGUAUUUCAAAGCUAAAAUUUCUAGUAAGCCACUCGUAUCAAGGCUGCAUUUAAACUGAACUACUUUAAUGAUUACACCAUACUAACUGAUAAAACUACAAAUGUUAAAAAAUCUCUACUGUAUUUUGCCUUAGUUUGUAACUCUGCACAUCUCAUUAAAUAUUAGAGAAAAAAUUCCAGAUUCUAUCCCCAUACACUCAAUCUUGAUCAGAAUGAACAUAAAUACUGCCUGACAGAUAUCUUUUGACUACAUAUAUAUUACAAAUGUGUAUGUGUUUUCUUUCCAUAAGUAUCUAUUCAAGUGUAUAUAGACAACCAUGUAUCUGCGUACAUGUACAGACAUGUUCUCAUGCACUUUAUUCGAUAUUUAUAUAUUUAUAUGGAGAAAAAGCAAGAAGUCAUUAUUGAAAACCUUCAAUAUAUACACAUGUGUGCAUGUUUGUAUCCUGUCCAUUAAAAUGUGAAUUCAUGUUCUAAUGUUUCUAUGACCUUCCAUUGCAGUCAAAGACAGAUUAAAAUGUAACAGAAGUAUCAGCUCUUUAAAUAAACUGGAAAUUCACCUGAUUUUAUGGGAAGACUUUAACACAAUUCUGUAAGGGUGUUGAAAACAAUAGUCCUUAUAUACAGUUGAGUGAUCUUGAAUAAAAUGGUACCUUUGGGCCCUUUGUUUAGUCUAGGGACUUUCUGACUACUAAGGAUUUCAAAAAUAUACCCCAGGCCCCAGUGAAACACGGUGCUUGAAUGAUUUAUGGAUCUGUGAUUAAAGGACUCACUCCUAGUCAAUACUAUUAAAAUACAGUGACCAACCUUACUCUACUUUAAGUUGAAUGGUAGAUUCUUCUAUAUUUAAAAAAAGGAAUUAAAUGCCAUACCUAAUUAGGGGAAACACUCAGUUUAAACAUACUUAAUCUACUUGGCCACAGCGCCACCUCAUGGUCAUUUUUUAAAGUGCUACCGUAGCCAAAUUGAACUAAGUUACUGUACUGCUUUUGGCAAAGGGUGCUUUUCCCAUUUGCGCAUCUAUGAAACAUGUUCAUAAAGUGUUAAAUUAUUCUGUGCCAUAUAUAAUAAAUACGGUGAAGAUUAUUUUGUGUAAUGAUUUUAAUCAAGGUAAUUCUAAAAGAUUUCAAGAAAGAAGGAAUAAUUAUCAAUAAAGUCUACUCAAAAAUCAAUGCAA
Molecule: messenger RNA, 5474 nt
Organism: Neofelis nebulosa (Clouded leopard)
Lineage: Eukaryota; Metazoa; Chordata; Mammalia; Carnivora; Felidae
Gene: HTR2A
Product: 5-hydroxytryptamine receptor 2A
Exons: 4
Coding region: 1067-2479 (470 amino acids)
Biological process (GO): chemical synaptic transmission; G protein-coupled receptor signaling pathway, coupled to cyclic nucleotide second messenger
Cellular component (GO): plasma membrane; dendrite
Molecular function (GO): neurotransmitter receptor activity; G protein-coupled serotonin receptor activity
Source: RefSeq, a predicted model, not a curated record